CCUCGAGCAUGCAAUCGCAGUUAGAUGGAUCACUUGAUCCACCCUCUGCUUCUGGUUCUUCUUCUUCUGGAAUCCCUCGAUGAUGGAUCAGUACGCAUGGGAUGAUGUGGAAGAAGUCACACGAUCAGCUUCGAAGGAGUCGGAAACAGUAUAAUUAAUAUUUUGAUUUAUUUCUAUCAAUUUCAUUUUUUUGAUACACAUACUCUAUUAAUAAUUGCCUUCUUGGAAGUUUUAGUAUCAUACCAAAAAUAAAAAUUAUCAAACUUACGCUCAAUCAUACAGUAUCACCAACAUCCAUUUAUCAGGUGCAGCUACACUUUCAAGGAGAAGAAUCUACUUUCAUGCUGCAGCGACAUCACUUAAAUUGUUCAUGAUUGAAGCUGAAGCUACAUUUUCAUGGUGGAACUAAUUAUCGAAGCGAAUAUGAGAAGUUGAUGAGUUGCUUACGACCCGCCAGGAGAGAAAU
Molecule: messenger RNA, 466 nt
Organism: Amoebophrya sp. A25
Lineage: Eukaryota; Dinophyceae; Syndiniales; Amoebophryaceae
Source: the annotation of a GenBank genome assembly